AUGUUCAUGCCAAGAGCCUCUGGCUGGAAAAGCUGGGUAGAUUCUCGUACUCAGGGAGCAAUGGGUCCACGGCUGACCUCGGCCUUAUGGCCGGCAGGUCUUCUCGUCGCUUCACUCCUUUGCUUUGCUCCAGGCUUCCUCUGCCCUAGUGGUCCCAGCGGUCCCAGCGUCAGCGGCCGAGCGGGGCAGCAACGUGUCUUGGCCUGGUCUUCAUCGAGGCCAAGUAGCCAGUUUGGUCCCGGGAGCAGCCAGACAGCUGUGCUGUUGGCAGCUGCGUGCCUAGCGGCAAGCACGUGCCGCAUUUUUAGGCGUGCACAAGACAGCAGGCCAGCAGCCUGUCACGUUGCCACUGUUGUCCCACAGGAUUCCGUGGCUGGUCUUGCGUUUGCUGGGGCCACCACAGUUGACAAGGUGACUUCAACUCGUGGAAAGGUGGCGCGGCGCAGCCUGUACAGCUGCUACACGCUCUACUUCCGUCGAUGGAGGUACUAUGAAGAUCGUGCUCGCCGCAAUCUUCGCAAUCGCGCGUACAACAUCUUCAUGAAGAAUAAGUACAAGAAGGCCAUGAAGAAGGUGCUCCGUUAUGGCAAUGAGCUAGAGUAUGGCGACUUGCAGCCGGCCAGUCAUGACGAAGUCAUGGAAGACGUCAAGGAGAUGAUGGACGAAGCGUGCGAGAUUAUCGAUGAGGUCACGGUUCAGGGAGUCAUUCAUCGCAACGCAGCUGCCAAGCGCAAGGACCGCAUGUUCCGUGCGAUUCUGCGUGGGUCCAUAAGGAAGGGCCUUCUCAAAAAGCCAGACGAAGGGGAUCCAGACUCGUUCUUGCCUGCCUACAAGAUCAUUGGCUACGAAAUCCCGGAGUGCAACUACGUCCGGGAGCCUCGUCCGUGGCAACUGCCUGGAUGGAAGUCCCCAUGGAUGCUGAAGUGGGAGUGGGAGAAGUGGAGGAAGUUGACUGGCCGAAAGUGA
This is a messenger RNA of Symbiodinium natans, 966 nucleotides long. The record is from the annotation of a GenBank genome assembly. NCBI's taxonomy places the organism in Eukaryota, Dinophyceae, Suessiales, Symbiodiniaceae.